AAGUUAUCGAUAACUUACUUGCAACACUUUACAACCAAAACAAAAUAAUCACAAAUUAAAACAGUUUAGGAUGCUAAAGUGAAUGAGUUUUUAAUAACAUAAUGGCAAAUCGUACAGUUAAAGAAGCCAAAAAUAUCCAUGGAACAAAUCCACAAUAUCUUGUUGAAAAAAUUAUACGUUCUCGCAUUUAUGAUUCGAAAUAUUGGAAGGAACAGUGCUUCGCGCUCACUGCCGAACUGUUGGUGGAUAAAGCUAUGGAGCUCCGAUUCAUCGGUGGUGUUUUCGGCGGAAAUAUAAAGCCAACGCAAUUUCUUUGCCUCACACUUAAAAUGCUACAAAUUCAACCAGAAAAAGAUAUUGUGGUGGAGUUCAUAAAGAAUGAAGAGUUUAAAUACGUCCGUGCACUGGGGGCAUUUUAUUUGCGUCUCACUGGCAGUGCUUUGGAUUGUUAUAAGUACUUGGAACCUUUAUAUAAUGACAAUCGUAAACUCCGCCGUCAAAACAGGGCAGGUCAAUAUGAAAUUGUUCAUAUGGAUGAUUUUAUAGAUGAGUUGCUCCGCAGUGACCGUGUGUGUGAUAUAAUAUUACCGCGCAUACAAAAACGUGCAGUGCUUGAAGAGAAUAAUGAACUGGAACCGAAAAUAUCCUCACUCGAUGAGGAUUUAGAUGAUGAUGUGGUUAGCGAUGAAGAGGGUGGUGCAGAUCGAGAUGAUGACAAAAUUAAAUCGUCGUUUUCUUCCAAGAAAAGAUCACGCAAAGAUCACUCACGUUCACGUUCGCGUAGUCCUAUUGCUGCGCGUGAGCAAAGAACUGGUCGUACGCGUGAUUAUGAUAAUGAGUUAGAAGAUUAUAGUCGACAACGUGAACGCGAUAGAGAUAGAGAUCGAUUUGGUGUCAGUUCGGCAUCAAGCAGUAAUCGCCAUUGGGAUGAUCGUUCUGGUGGAACAAAUAAUUAUCGUGGUGGACGUGAUGAUUAUAGAGAUGACUACAGGCGAGACGAUUAUAAAGAUCGGCGUUAUGACAACCGUGACUCUCGAAAUGAUCGGGAUAGAAGGCGACAUUAAUCACUUUUUGCUGGUACUUUAAUCCCAAAACUGUAUACAAAUAUUAUGCUUUUCCCUCUACUUAACCGUUACAACAAUACCAUUAAGCAUUUGCAACGUUCCCAGGACAUUCGGGCCUAUAACGGGAACGAAACCUUAUUAUCCUGCCAAGGACUUUCAACUCGGCCGUUACAAGAAAAACAUUAAGCCAUGGAUAGUAUUUCGCAUUUUUGUUUAGUUUCUAGCAUUUGUUUUCUCGUUCAAAGUAUUUGUGAAUUAUAUUUCAUAUCCGUAUGUAU
Bactrocera latifrons is the source of this 1342-nucleotide messenger RNA. RefSeq names its product pre-mRNA-splicing factor 38A (gene Prp38). Gene Ontology annotation, cellular component: precatalytic spliceosome. The record is from RefSeq and is a predicted model, not a curated record. NCBI's taxonomy places the organism in Eukaryota, Metazoa, Arthropoda, Insecta, Diptera, Tephritidae. The coding region runs from base 102 to 1064 and encodes 320 amino acids. The transcript has 3 exons.